This is a messenger RNA of Oncorhynchus mykiss (rainbow trout), 2478 nucleotides long. RefSeq lists its product as uncharacterized. Lineage: Eukaryota; Metazoa; Chordata; Actinopteri; Salmoniformes; Salmonidae. The record is from RefSeq and is a predicted model, not a curated record.
CCCUCUAUUCACGCGCAGUGCACUUGCCUGGCGAUGCUACAGCGGUUCCUCCUCACUUAUGUAUUGGACUGUACAGCUACAAGAGGCGGGAGAUGCGCAUCAGCAACCCGCUACCCGCCGAAGCUCCCUUCAUUUCAGAACGGAAGAGACUAAAUGUGGAUGCAUUCAGGUGCAAACUUGCAUGAACUAAAAAAUAGUCCAUGCCGGGGUUUCGGGAUGUUAGAUAGCUGCACGUAGCCUUUUCUAGGGCUAUAUUUCACUGUUGGACGAGGGAGUCGGCGGCGUCCUCAGCUGUUGCAUUUGGGGGCUGAAGUGUCAGGCAACUAACUAUGCGAUUUGAUUUCGAACGGUAAUUCCGGAUCAGUUUGACUUGUGCGGCUGAUGCGAGCGGAGGUUGACUGUCAGUGCCCUCUGAGUUGUAUUUCAAGCCUGUUGUCGCCGGUAUUCCCGACAACGGAACCGUAGGGAUGGAAAAAGCUAGUCAGCCACAGCUUUCGCUGUCCAUAACAAAGAGUGAAAGUCCAGCGGAGGACAUCUCAAAUAUACAGGACGAGGACCUUCUCAAGUGGACCAAAGAGGAUUUGGUGCGGCGGCUCCGGCGGUCUGAAACCGAUAAAAUUAGCGUGAUACUGGACCACAGCAAUCUGAUCCGCGAGGUCAAUCGCAGCCUCCAGCUACACUUGAACGAAAUAAGAGGGCUGAAGGACAUCAACCAGAAACUGCAGGAGGACAACCGGGAGCUGAGGGACCUGUGUUGCUUCCUGGAUGACGACCGUCAGAAGGGCAAGCGGGUGUCCAGGGAGUGGCAGCGACUGGGGCGCUACAGCGCCUCCAUCAUGAGGAAGGAGGUGACGUUGUACCUUCAGAAGCUCAAGGAGCUGGAGGUGCGGCAGGACGAGGUGGUCCGGGAGAACCUGGAUCUCAAAGAACUCUGUUUGUUACUCGACGAGGAGAAAGGUGGAGGAGGAGGAGGAGGAGGUGGUGGAGGGGUGGGGGUUGGUGGUGUAGGAGGGGGAGGUUGUGUGGUGGGGGUGGCAGGAGGGUGUAGGAAUUCUAUCGAUAGCCAGAGUAGUUUGUUGCUGGUCCCCGGGACAGGGUUGUUGAUGAGGGACGUGGGGGAUGGUAGUAGUACGUCUAGCGCGGGGAGCGCCGACAGCUCCGAUCACCCCCACCACAAGCAGCUCCACCUGGUUACACACGCCGGUAGCCUCGGGGGCGGUGGAACUGGGAGCCCGGAGCAUCUCCAAAAGCCCCGGGCUGGCAGUGUGAGUGGAGAACGUGAGAUCCCCUCCAGCCCUGAACCUCCUCACCCCCAGGGCAGGCACCGUAGCACCAGCCUGGAGUAUCCCUACGCCAUGCCCCAGCUCUGCCGACCCCGCUGCGGCUCCAUCUCGGUGCCCGACCACACCCAUAGCGCCCGUUCCAUGCGGGGGCUCAGCCCAGAGAAGUACGGCCGCAACGUGGGACGCCGGAGCCCCGAGUCCCAGCACCCAUCCACCAAGCACCACCACCUCCACAGCUCCGACCUGCUUCUCUCCCAGAAACAGCAGCACCUCCUGGGGUCGGGUCAGGGCGGCAGCGCCGGGGAGCUCUACCAGAGGCACCACAGGGGGAGCAUCGGGGGCGGUAGCUGCUGUGGAAGCCCCGAGCCCAGACAGGCACAUCUAGGGUUGGGGACGCCAGAGCACCAGCACCAUGAGAAGGGCUGUGUGAUGUCAGCCGGGGGCAGUCCAGAGACUCACAGGCACCAGUAUAGUGGGAGUCCAGACCACAUGAAGUUCGGCAGCCCUGGGAGAGAGGUACAGAAGAGACCGGCCACUGCUGAAGAGCUGUCACCGCAUCACAGGAGCAUCUAUAACGGCAUGAACGCUUUGAUGUCAGCUGGAUGCUGUACCACCAACUGUAGAAAUGUGAAACUAUGGGACAGCUUCGAUGCCUCUUCUUGACAACACUGCACCCCAGCUGGCACGUUUGGGGUGAGACGUACCUCCUCAACGGUGGGAUAAGGAGGGUCCAACACUCCUGCUGCCCUGGCCCAAACAGACAAUGGGACAACUGGACACCCCUCUCCAAGAUCCUGAUGGUCUGUCCCAUCCGUCCUCAUAUACUACUAUGUUUUCAUUUCUUCAUAUCUAGAGUUUGGGACAAUUUGGGGGAAAACUUGGGAAUGCUACUAGGACGGAUGGAUGGCAUUCCCAAAGACUGCCACAGCUAAAUGGAUGAGAGUGAGACUGGAUGCCGCAUAUGAGCUCCCUGCCAACCACCAAGACAUGGCCUACCUCCCAGAGAGUGAAAGAAGCAGGGGAAGAAGUGAAAAGAAGGAGAGAAGAAGAGGACCACUCCUCUCAGCUCAUCAGUCUGGGGUUCUCUCUCUCUCUCUCGCUCCCUCUCUCCUAUUCCUCCCUCUGCCUCUACCCUUUCUCUCUUAUUAUCUCUUUAUCUCUCUCUCCUAUUCCUCUUUCUCCCUCUGCCUCUCCC